CCCGGCAGCUCACGCAAGAGCGAGAACUCGGCCGCUCACCUGCAGAGACCAGACAGCUCCGUCUAGACCAAGAAAGGAUGGACAGCGGAUGCAGCUGCUCGUCCGGCAGGGACAGGCUCCUGAAUCCCAUCCUCUACAACAUCCUGAGUCAAAUGGAGAGCGGCGGGCCGGGCCAGGACGCCCUCGGCAACAACUCGGCCCCCCACAGGUGCAACUGCGAGGUGCGGCGGACGGUGUGUUUGGUCCGACCCUCGGAGGUCUGCAAGGAGGCCUCGGCGGUCCUGGUCAAAACCGUCCGCUUCAUGAGAAACCUGCCGGCGUUCAACCAGCUGCCGCCGGGCGACCAGUACGCUCUGCUCAAGAGCUGCUGGGCGCCGCUCUUCAUCCUGGGUCUGGCCCAGGAGCGCGUGGACUUCGACGUGACGGACGUCCCCGCCGACAGCAUGCUGAAGAAGAUCCUGCUGAACCGGCAGGAGAGGCCCGAGGCGGAGAAGGAGCAGCCCACCAUGGCCGGCGUCAGCAAACUCAAGUGCUGCCUGAAAAAGUUUUGGAGUUUGGAUUUGAGCCCGAAGGAGUACGCGUAUCUGAAAGGGACCACGAUAUUUAACCCAGACGUAGCAGAGUUACAAGCAGGCCUGUUCGUAGAAGGACUGCAGCAGGAAGCGCAGCAUGCCCUGAGCGAGGUGGUCCAGCUCCUUCAUCCCGGCCGCCCGGAGCGCUUUGCUCGGAUUCUCCUCACAGCCUCCAUGCUUCAGGGCGUCACGCCCAGCCUCAUCACUGAGCUGUUCUUCCGGCCCGUGAUUGGCCAGGCCAACCUGCUGGAGCUGCUGCUCGACAUGCUCUUCUGCAGAAACCCGUGACGGUUCCCGAGACACCGGAGAAAGUUCAGGCUGGCAAAAGGGAUCAUCGGUUUGUUUUUAUUACGCCCCCUGCAGUGCUGUCCCAAAAAAUAGACCAAAGAACGUAUUAUUAUUUUUUUUUUAAACAUUAAAGACGCUGAGGUGACUUUAGCCCAGACUGAGCAGAAAUCCUCCACUAAGAAGAAAGCGUUGUCCUUCCACAGACUGUGCCUUUCUGUCAGCUUACUUGAUCUUUUCUGUUGUUUUGUUGUUUUAUAUAAAUGUCGUUUGCUUCGAGUGACGACUUCAAAUAAAUAUAUUUUUGUACAUGAA
This is a messenger RNA of Fundulus heteroclitus (mummichog), 1172 nucleotides long. It is a transcript of the gene nr0b2a, whose product is annotated as nuclear receptor subfamily 0, group B, member 2a. Gene Ontology annotation, molecular function: transcription corepressor activity; transcription factor binding. The transcript is spliced from 2 exons. Gene Ontology annotation, cellular component: cytoplasm; nucleus. The record is from RefSeq and is a predicted model, not a curated record. NCBI's taxonomy places the organism in Eukaryota, Metazoa, Chordata, Actinopteri, Cyprinodontiformes, Fundulidae. Gene Ontology annotation, biological process: negative regulation of transcription by RNA polymerase II; circadian rhythm. The coding region runs from base 78 to 860 and encodes 260 amino acids.